AUGGGCUCGGUUCCCUAUGUUCAGUCCCACCUCGGAAAUCAGCUACGUACUGGCUGCAACAACCGUAUUUCUUGGGCACCUCGGACAGGUAGCAUAGCUCAUGUUGUUGACAAGUCGGUUGUUCACAUCACGAAUCUUGUGUGUUUAGAUGGAGAAUCCUGGGGGUUCAGUAAGCCCUUCAAGAUAUACCCAACGUCUCCAUCAGGCCAAAUAAUGGAUAUUUAUCACUUAUCUUGGUCUUCUUUAGGCACCGAUCUUGCUGUUGCUGACGAGCACGGAAUACUUAACAUUUACAUGCAAUCUCAAACAGAGCUUGGCGUUAUGAACCGAAUUUUUCAGUCCACUUCACCAGAAAGCAAUGCCGGUCCAGCAGAGAUGAAUAAGAUCAUUGGAUUUAAAUGGUUUGAUCAAAAUUCAAACAAUCCCAAUGUAUCAAUAUCUAAUCCUCCAGUGAUCCAAACUCAUGCUCAAACAUUUAUACGCUCGCUUGACCGCUCUAAGCUAGGGGCAUCCAGUCCUAUUGCUGACUUUUCUGUCUACAAUAUGCCUAUUCCCAAACCUCUUGUUCCUUUAAAUAAAAAUUCAUGCAUUGCCUUUACUCGACGUGGCACUGUAAGAUUGUUUACACAAGGUGUCUCUGAUGCAAAGUACUAUGAGUUCUCUUGUAGCGCUGACAGAGACAGUAUGACACGCGAAUCUGUCGUGUUUUCGCAUGCAUCAUUUUCAAGCUCCACUGAUGGUAGUGUUAUUCUUGCUGCCUAUUCUUUGGAAACGGAAUCUAUUUAUUUUUAUCGAAUCAUUGUCGAAUGGCCAGCGCUCACUGCUGCCGCCGCCGCCGCCAUAGGUUUGAAACCCCAGCUAAAAUCAGGCUCAAACCAACUUUCUACUCUUAAAAUACAACGGCUACUACGCCAAAAACUUAUUCCGACUCUUAAUCCGUCAUUAACAUUAAGUCAUAUCCACAUCAUGCCCUUAAGUCCUCAGAACUUUCAAACAUCAGCUGAAGUCGAACUCCGUGCUGCCUUCACCAACAAAACAAGCACUGUUAUACAGAAGUACAUGUUAGUAAAACACCAGCCACCCAUUCUUAAAAACUUUUUUUCCUUAUCAUCACGAUCCGAUUACGGAGGGAGUAAUUCGACUGGCACUGAAACAACAAUUCUACUUGCUGAUGAUGACAUAUUGACAUACCCUAAACUCGUCAUUUCUAUAGAUUCCUUAAAUUUUGAUACCAUUUUUAGCAUCUCGUUUUCGGAUGGAACGACAGAUCUAAAGCUCCGACCACAAUACUUGGAGCUUUCAUCUACCUCGUCUAUUUCAGCAUCUAUGCAAACAAUCAUAACUUGUGGGUUUCAGUUUUUAGAAUUACCUGAACCCAUUACUGAUAUUUGUGUUUCCCAUAAUACCUGCUCAGCCCUCUAUCUUACUCAAAAUAAUGAGCUUUGCAUUUCUUAUGUUAGAAAUCCAAAAUUAUCAUUAUCAUCCUUACCAUCUAAACAGUCGGACAACACUCUCGAAAAGAGUCUGUAUUUGACCCUUGCGGCCGUUACUCUUGCAGCUCUUCAUGCAACGGCAAGUACUAUCCACUACUAUGCUGAUGAUCUAUAUGUUGUCAUAAAGUUUGCUCAAGAAGACCUUAAGCGGAUUUCGCCCAAAUUGGCUGAUGAAUUUAUUCACCUUGUAAUUCUCGAAUCAUACCGUGCAAUUAAUUUCCCACUUGAUAACGAAUCUUCAAAAGAUGGAGGCCAAAAAGAACUUUUACAGUCACAUCUCUGCAAAAUGUUCACAUUACAAACUGUCCUUGGUACAUCAAAAGGAUGGAAACGAUCCCCUAUGGCACGCGUCAGCUGGGCAACACUUUCAGCUCGAACUAUAUUUAUCGCCUUUUUCAUGACACUUCAGCGGCUAGCGCAAAUCUCCAACAAUCAACAAAAAUUACACCAACAACAAAAAACACAACUGGAUGUAAAUGAUUAUGAAGAAAGAGCAAAAUAUAUAGAAUCUACUGUCAGCGUCAUUCGAUACAUGAUUGACCUUUUUGCUUUUAUUUUUCAAGAGUUGUACUUGGCAUCACUAGAACCCAUAGAAAAGUACUAUGAAUAUUUUCAAAACAAAAACUCCAUUGCAAUGUCACUAAUGUUGUCUCGCCUUCCUCGAGCAUUUUUAAUGUUUGGAUUACGUUUCAUACGUUCCAUCGAAAUGAAUGCAAAACAAAUAGCUGAUAAAGGUAGCAAGGCACCAGACAGUGUUUCCCAACGUGCAUUCAAGCAAAUCAUAAACCUUGUUCAAGCAAACUCACCAAUAAAUAUUGCACAUUUUGAUUUAAUUUUGCGGGACAUUGACAGCAUGAUGGAGAAAAUUUCACCAAGAAUGAAAAGUCGAAUCGUUAUUGAAGAUUCUGUCUUUAUUUCAGUCAAUCCACCACAGGAGCUUUUAGCCAUGGUAAGCCGGAUAGUGGAACGUUUUUCUAAAAUCGAUAAAAUUACCAUGAAUGCUGCUUGGCUUUAUUAUUACGAUGUUUCAUGGUUAGGUCUAUGCGAUGAUAUGGACGAAGAAGAGGAAAAUAAUUUAUUGCUUGGAAAAAAUGAAAAUAUACCUUUAGCUUCAAGCAAUGGCUCAACUGAAAGUAAUGGACAUAAUGGAUCUAAUGUGUCUGGCAAUGGCACUGUCACUCAAAAUAUCAAUCUGUCCCCACCGUCAGUAAAAGAUUUUGGUAAUUUUGACGGAUCGAAGAAAAUCCGAUCAGUUCAUCCACACAUGAAGGAGCUUCGACAUGGUAUCGAGAUUGAUUUUAUCAUGAAAAAGGAAAUGUCGACUGCUCCGUUUGCAUUUGCAAAUAGUGGUGGUACUCGUGCUCGCUGUUCACGCUGUGGUGAACUUACUAUAUGGAGAUCACAGCGCUCAUCAUCCGUACAAACCUGGGAGUAUGUUUUCAUGAAGGCAUGUCCUUGUGGUGGUUCAUGGAUUCCUGCAGAUUAUUAG
Molecule: messenger RNA, 2982 nt
Organism: Magnusiomyces paraingens
Lineage: Eukaryota; Fungi; Ascomycota; Dipodascomycetes; Dipodascales; Dipodascaceae
Exons: 1
Coding region: 1-2982 (993 amino acids)
Biological process (GO): positive regulation of DNA-templated transcription
Cellular component (GO): mediator complex
Source: RefSeq, a predicted model, not a curated record